AUGUAUGACCGAAAGGCAUUCUUCUUCAAGCGGAGACUGUGCAUGGGAUGUGGAAUGACGGAUAGUCAUCGUAUCAAGGAGUGCCAAGAUCGACGAUCGUGCAAGGAAUGUGGCGGUCGCCAUCUGUCCUGUCUACACUAUGCUACCAAGAAGACUGAGCAUGCAGGCUUUGCCAACUGUACUACAGUAUGCUCAAUCCAGGAUCAAAACGGCAGAGAUCAUAGUAUGAUUGUUCCAGUCUGGGUGAGACAUCAAGAAAAUCCAAGUAAAGAGUGCCUUGUGUAUGCAGUGCUUGAUGAUCAGUCAAAUGUAAGCUACAUGUCAGAGAAACUGCGUGACAAACUCGUCGUAAAGGGAGCUUCAACAAAUCUGCAGCUUACAACAAUGCAUGGAAGUUCUACCAUCGAAAGUAAGAAAAUCAAGGGUCUGGAGAUACAAGACUAUAAUAAGGAGCAUGUAAUUCAACUACAAGUGGCCUUUGCAAGACAGGAAAUACCAGCCAGCAGGUCACAAAUACCCAAGAAGGAGGUGGUAAAUCACUGGCCUCAUCUACGUCAAGUUGCGGAUGAAAUGAUACCCUAUGAUAGAAACAUUGAUGUGUCACUCUUGAUCGGAAAUGAUUGCCCAAGAGCUAUCCGGCCUCGACAAGUAAUCACUGGAGGGGAGGAUGACCCCUAUGCUAAAAAAUCUCUCCUAGGUUGGGGAAUUAUUGGAAAAGUCUGCCUGACAUCUGAAAGUUCCGGUGCUGUUGUUUGCAACAAAAGUACAAGUUGUGAGAGCGUGAAGUUUGCAGUCCCGUCAACAGCGAAAGAAAUCCUCUGCCCGCAAAAAGUAAUUGCGAUUCUCGAGAAGGACUUUGCUGAUGAAAACAUGGGAGGGCAGUCUUUCUCAAUGGAGGACAAGAAGUUCCUGCGAAUCAUGGAGAAAGAAAUAAGGAAACGACCAGACGGACAUUAUGAGAUGCCCCUCCCUCUCAAGACGCCUAACACAUCGCUACCAUACAAUCGCAAAGUAGCAGAGAACCGAUGGAAGCAACUAAAUGCCAGAUUUAGAAGGAACCCAAAGUUUAUGGAAGACUACAUAGAAUUCAUGAAAGAUGUGCUUGAAGCAUGUGCUGAAAGGGCUCCCUCUAACUACAAACAAGGAAAGGUAAACUAUGUACCCCAUACUGGUGUCUAUCAUCCCCAAAAGCCAGGGAAAAUACGUGUGGUCUUCGACUGCUCAGCAAAGUGUGAAGGAAUCUCACUCAAUGACAACCUCCUACAAGGACCAGACUUGACAAAUGGCUUAGUUGGAGUACUGUGUAGGUUCCGUCAAGAAGAAGUUGCUGUCGUUGGAGACAUCAAAGGAAUGUUUCACCAAUUAUUCGUGUCGGAGGAAGAUCGGGACCUUCUCCGUUUCUUGUGGUGGGAAGAUGGUGACCCAAACAAAGACGUGAUCGAAUACAGGAUGAAGGUUCACCUAUUCGGCGCCACUAGCUCACCUGGAUGUGCUAACUAUGGCUUCAAGAAAGCAGCAGAUGACGGCGAAGCUGAGUUUGGGUCCGAUGCAGCUUCGUAUAUUCGAGAUGACUUCUAUGUCGACGACGGACUUAAGUCAGUCGCAACCCCAGAUGAAGCCGUGAGUGCCAUGAAAGCAAGCCAAGCAAUCUGCAGUAAAGCUGGACUGAGAUUACACAAGAUAAUGUCUAAUAAUAAGGAGGUUCUGCAGAGUUUUCCUAUCGAAGACAGAGCUAAGGGUAUUGCUGACUUGGACCUAGAAGUUGAUCCAUUACCAAUAGAGAGAGCAUUAGGUGUAUUCUGGUGCGUGAUACAUUGCAGUUCCGAAUUGAGCUUACUAGAGGGGAGUUCUAUCUACUGUUGGCUCAAUUUAUGA
Molecule: messenger RNA, 1875 nt
Organism: Lytechinus pictus (painted urchin)
Lineage: Eukaryota; Metazoa; Echinodermata; Echinoidea; Temnopleuroida; Toxopneustidae
Exons: 1
Coding region: 1-1875 (624 amino acids)
Source: RefSeq, a predicted model, not a curated record